Molecule: messenger RNA, 2973 nt
Organism: Uranotaenia lowii
Lineage: Eukaryota; Metazoa; Arthropoda; Insecta; Diptera; Culicidae
Gene: DUBAI
Product: ubiquitin carboxyl-terminal hydrolase 38
Exons: 9
Coding region: 134-2803 (889 amino acids)
Biological process (GO): protein deubiquitination
Cellular component (GO): cytosol; nucleus
Molecular function (GO): cysteine-type endopeptidase activity; cysteine-type deubiquitinase activity
Source: RefSeq, a predicted model, not a curated record
CAAUAUGUCAAAUCCAUUUCAAGACAAACAAGGAAGACAUUUGGCUGAUUCGAUCAUUCUUAUGGAAUUUGUGCAAUUUCGUUGAGUUUUAUCGCAAAAACAGUGCCAAAAUUAUGACUUUCCUUUCAAAAGCAUGUUUCUAAAUGUCACGGACUUGAUAAACCUCAAUAAAAACGAGGAGUUCAAAGAAAUUGAUAAUAGGAAGCGCCUGCAAAUUGGUUUCAGCUUUAUUUUGUGCUCGGAAAUUGGAGACAAAGGCGAUACGAAAUCGAAACCAUCAGCACCAAUAACGGAAAUUGGAUGGACAAUCUUGAAAACUACCACCCCAGAUACGAUUAAGGAAUUCGUCAGCUGUAGCUUGCUCCAAGACUUACUUUUAAAACGCAAUCUCCCUUCCACGGUAAAGAAUAUCGAAGCUAUUCCUCAAUUGGUUCGCUGGAUUAUAGAGCGAGGUCAAGUAGAAGAACAUAGGAUGGCAGUCAAGCAGCAUCUAACGGAAGUGUCAUCAAGCCAGCCGGUGCACGAUAUAUCUAAAAUUAUAGAAUUAAUAGAAACCAUUCUCGAUAAUCCAACAAUGCUUGCUUCGGAUUCGACCAAGUUGACGACAUUUUGCCAGACCAUUGUCGAAAAUUUGGCACAUACACCUUCUAGAAGCGACGCAAACGAAGUAAAACUCAUGAAAACAGAAAUUGAGAAAAUUAAUCAAUUUUUCCAUGAGUUGGCUAAGCAAGUUCCGGAACAAUACAAUGAAAUUUUAUUCGAUUGCAUGAAGGUGUUGUAUAAACACAUCACAAGCGAUGAAAAAACUUCCCCUUGCGUUUCGGUCGUGCUAGCACUGGCCGACAAAGAUAUGAUAAAACCAGGUGUACAGAUGAUACUUGAUUCUUCAAAAAGUGACACUGUGUUGAGAAGAAUCUUCAAAACUCUUACUUUUUGGCUGGAAACUAAUGACUACGCACCGUUUCUUAAUAUUUGGAUUAUGGAAAUAAUUUGCGGUUUACGGGAUAGACAAAAACAAAAACUGCUUCUGGAUUUAUCAACGGAAAUAAUUGAUUCAUACAUAAAGAAAACUGCUAUUCCAUUGUAUCAAGUUAAAUUGGGCCCAGUAAUUUUGUGUAUGCUCCGAUACAGUCCAUCACUUCUGGCUCACGUGGCUGAUCGAAUUCCCAAGCUUUUGAUCGAUUACGAAAAAGCUUCAUUAGCUCGUCCUGAAACACUUGAAAUAUUUAAAGGAUUUAUUGACACUAUUUCCGCUUUGUUAUUGCACUAUCCAGUGUAUUCGAACAAACAUUUGGAGGAAUGCCUCCAACGAUAUAGUCCUUCAGCAAAUUUCCAGCAAACGCUAGUGGACUUAUCUUUGCAGGAUUCGAUGCAAACUCUAACGCAUACUGCGUCAAACACGUCUACAAAUGCACGUGUAGGACUCGUGAAUUUAGGCAACACCUGUUAUAUGAACAGCGUACUGCAGGCCUUAGUUAUGACUAAACAAUUUAGUCGUGAGAUCCUAAUGUCUAAAAUUGACGCACCACUUUUUUUCCAAAUACAAAAGCUUUUGGCACUUCUUCUUCAUUCUGAUCGACCUGAAUUAACGCCGCGGGCUUUGCUAGCUGCUGCUAGACCACCGGAUUUUGUACCAGGUUACCAGCAAGACUCGUCAGAGUUUUUGGGAUAUCUAUUGGAAAAACUUCAUGAGCAAGAAGCCAAUAAAAUGAAGGAAAAAAAUCUCACCAACGCAAAUGUCCAAUGUGAUGGGAUUACAAUGAUGCAGAGCACACCUUUUCCUGGCGACGAUUUGCCUCAACAGAACAUCUGUAAGAAACAAGAACAACUUAAAGACUCACUACUUCCACCGACAUUAAUUCAAAAAACAUUCGACGGUAAAUUAAAAGUUACGUAUCAGUGCAAACAGUGUGGCUCCCAAAGCACAAAUCUUGACACGUUCCGCUCGUUUGAGCUAUCUUUCCCCGAGUUGAGUGGAAUAGAGGCAGAUCAUUCUGUUCAAAAGUUGCUAGAUUUCUACUGUUCCUCAGAAAAGUUAGUAGGUGAUAAUCAAUACUUCUGUGAUAAAUGCAAACGUCUCUGCGACGGUGAGCGUUCCAUACGCAUCAACAAAUCACCACGUAAUCUUAUUCUUACGCUCAAACACUUCCGAUACGACCAACAAAGGCACACUCGCAUCAAAUUAAUGAACAAAGUAUUAUUAAGUGAGGAAGUGUCCGUGAGGGUUGUUUCGGAAAUAGCUCCGCCCAACGUGAUUCGAUAUUCACUCUACGCAGCAAUAGUCCACGCUGGAACUAAUAUGGACUCCGGUCAUUACUACACGUACGCCCAAGACAAACCCAACUGUUGGUACAAAUUCAGCGAUAAUUACGUAACAAAAUGUUCCAUUGAUGAGCUACACACUUUGUCCAGCCCAAACACUCCGUACAUUUUAUUUUACCAAAUGUUAAAUCCGCCAUCUUUGAGCGGAAUAAAUGCUGAAAGUUUAGAUUACGAUGACGAAAUGAUGGAAGCGGCCACAGAUAUUGUUGAUACCGCAUCCAAUAUUACGCUAGCUACAGUUGAACCUGCCACCGAAGAUAAAUUACCCGGCCUGGAGGAUCUUCCCCCGCAUUUAAGGGACAUUGUCCACGGAGAUAACCAAUCGUAUAAACAGGAAAUUAAAAAAGAAAGUCAAAAACUGACUCGAGUCAGUAUAAACAAGUUUGUGCUACCGAAAAAUCCUGAUUCGGAUAACGACGACCCUCCACCAAAUUCAUGCGGAAGUAACUCGCUAGAUUUUAGCAACCGUUUCAUAUACUAAUGCAAGUUUCCUUAUAAAAUUCGCGUAGAGACCGAAGUGUAAACGAUAAAUCGGCUACUGUAGCAUUAUUUGUGUAGCAGUUAAUAUUGUUGUACAAAUCUUGUAAUCGUAUGUCGUUUAAAUUUACUUUCAUCGAAAUAAAUAUUUUCAAAAAAAUAUCUUAAAUUGAA